UAUUGAGAAGAGGCACGACAAAACUAGAAGCAGUCAGUACAAUAGUCAAGUUUCACGUCAUCAUUAACGGAGGCGGUCCAGGCGGAUUGUUUUACCCCGCUUAUCGUGAACCACCAACGAGACUGAGUCAUCAAGUUGUAUUCACUCACUCUUCGUCACUUAUUAAUUUCAUUUAAAAGCAAGCAGUCCGCAUCGAAACUUGUGUGUCAGUGUUUUGUGCUAAAUCUUCAAAAUGAAUCCGUACCAGCAAGGUCAGUCGGGAUACCCACAACAGCAGUAUAUGCACAAUAUUGGAUUCGGCAACAGGGCCCCACAGUCCUUUGGCAAUCCGAUGCCGAUGCCGGGACUUUCAACUAUGGGCUACCCGCCGGCACAGCCCGGUUAUACCGGCGCUUACCCUCAGGCGAGUCCUGGUUAUCCUCAACCGAAUUCAGGGUACCCACAGCCUUCUGGUUAUCCGCAACCUAGCCCAGGGUACCCAAAUCAACCUGGGCCAGGGUACCCCAGUCAAGCUUACCCCCAUCAGGCUCAUUCUAACCCUGCUCAAAGUUACCCAACUCAAUCAUACCCAUCUGCUCAACCGGGGUAUCCACAAGCCAGUGCGGGCUAUCCACAAGCUAACCAAAGCUAUGGGCAGCAAAACCAGUAUCAAGGCUACCCGCAAAGCCAGCAGUGUGUUCAAAGUCAAGCUUACAGUGCCACUGCUUCUGUGCCUAGUACACCAAAGUCCAAACCCACCGUGGUCCCGGUGAACCCGUUCGACCCCCGCGAAGAUGCGGCGGUCCUCCGCAAGGCUAUGAAGGGCUUUGGGACUGAUGAAAAGGCCAUCAUUCAAGUCCUGACGAGACGCAGCAAUGAGCAACGUCUGAGGAUCGCGUUCGAGUUCAAAACUCUUUAUGGAAAGGACUUAGUAUCAGACCUGAAGAGCGAAACCAGUGGGAAAUUCGAAGACCUGCUCGUGGCUCUGAUGACACCACUUCCUCAGUUCUACGCUAAGGAACUCCACGAUGCCACAGCUGGGAUUGGAACCGACGAAGAUGUGCUCAUUGAGGUCAUGUGCACCAUGUCCAACCAUGAGAUCCAGGUCAUCAAGCAGGCGUAUACAGCUAUGUAUGGUACGUUCUUGGAGGACGACUUACGAGGCGACACUUCGGGCAACUUCAAGAGGCUGAUGACGUCACUAGUCGUGGGUAACAGAGCCGAAGAUUUCCACGUGGACCAAGAGAAGGCCAGGGAAGACGCCAGAAGCUUGCUUCAAGCUGGUGAACUCCGUCUAGGCACAGACGAGUCGGUGUUCAACGCGAUCCUGUGCUCUCGCUCCUUCCCUCAACUGGCGGCCAUCUUCCAAGAGUACCACUACCUCACCGGCCACGAUAUCGAUGACGCCAUCAAGUCCGAGUUCUCCGGAGACAUCGAGAAGGCUUUGAGAGCUAUCGUGAAAGUGGUUCGCAACAAGCCUUUAUUCUUCGCGGAACGCCUGCACAAAUCCAUGAAGGGUCUUGGUACAAACGACCGUCAGUUGAUCCGCAUUAUGGUGACGCGCUGCGAACUGGAUCUUGGAGACAUCUCGGAUAUGUUCCAGAACAAGUACGGAGAGACGCUGCAGAGCUGGAUAGAGGGUGACUGCUCCGGCCACUACAAGAAGUGUUUACUGGGUCUACUCGGAUUAUACUAAUCCGGAUCAA
Molecule: messenger RNA, 1685 nt
Organism: Ostrinia furnacalis (Asian corn borer)
Lineage: Eukaryota; Metazoa; Arthropoda; Insecta; Lepidoptera; Crambidae
Gene: Anxb13
Product: annexin B13
Exons: 9
Coding region: 233-1675 (480 amino acids)
Cellular component (GO): nucleus; vesicle membrane; cytoplasm
Molecular function (GO): calcium ion binding; calcium-dependent phospholipid binding; phosphatidylserine binding
Source: RefSeq, a predicted model, not a curated record